Tachysurus vachellii is the source of this 3994-nucleotide messenger RNA. RefSeq names its product NLR family CARD domain-containing protein 3-like. The transcript has 9 exons. Gene Ontology annotation, molecular function: protein binding. The coding region runs from base 337 to 3051 and encodes 904 amino acids. The record is from RefSeq and is a predicted model, not a curated record. Lineage: Eukaryota; Metazoa; Chordata; Actinopteri; Siluriformes; Bagridae.
GAGAAAAAUCUGAAUAUGUGAAUGCAAAACUUUACCACAGUCUCCUUUUUAGAGAGAUUUGCGAGUCAGCUCUCAACGUUCAGCCAAAGAGCCGAUUCAAAGAGUCGACUCAUUCCCAAACAACACAUCACCUGUUGUGAUCAGACAAACACACGACUCCUCCUUCCUAAAGUGAAAGAGUUUUUCUCUCAGCCUCAACUACAUUUUGUGGAGCGAUUGGAAAAGUCAAGAAAAUAGGACAGAAACGGAGGUAUUAAUGUCACACAACAAGGACCGUUGACUAAAGGAGUGUGAUCCAUUCCAUCUGUGUGUUUGUGCAGAUUUUACUAAUUUUCAAUGAUGGAGCCUCUUGAUCUGGACACAGAUAAUGUUUCUACACCAUCAAACAUCUGUAAACUCAAGGGAAAGAGAUCAGAAUCACCAGCACCCAGCUGUAUCUCCAUGAAAAGUGAUCAGUCAAUGCUUGCGCUUAUGGAUUUUAAUGAUGGAGACGCCUCACUUCUACACAGUGUUCUACAGAAGACAGUAGACAGAACAGAAGCAAAAAUCACAGAUACAAGGCACGACACAGAAUCUGCUGCUGUAAAUGAAUUCCACAAAAAGUUCAAAUUAAAUCUGAUGAAUGAAGUGAUAAUAAACCUGGGACCCCGAACACUCCUGAAUGAGAUCUACACAGAGCUCUACAUCACAGAGGGAGACAGUGGAGAAGUCAAUAAUGAACAUGAGGUGAGACAGAUGGAGGCAGAGUCCUGGAGAAGAACAACAGGGGGAGCACCAAUCAAAUGCAAUGACAUCUUUAAGCCUUUAUCUGAACAAGACAAACCCAUCAGAACUGUGCUGACAAAGGGAGUCGCUGGCAUCGGAAAAACAGUCUUUGUGCGGAAGUUCAUUCUGGACUGGGCUGAAGGGAAAGCAAAUCAGAACAUCCAACUAAUAUUUCCACUUCCUUUCAGAGAGCUGAACUUGAAGGACCAGAAACUCUCAUUGAGUCUCAUUGAGCUCCUUCAUGACUUUUUUAAGGAAACAAAAGAAACAGAAAUGUUCAAUUUGGAAAAGGUUCUGUUCAUUUUUGACGGAUUGGACGAGUGUCGUUUUCCUCUAGAUUUCCAGAACACAGUGAGAGUGUGUGAUGUAACUGAAUCAGCAUCAGUGCCUGUGCUGCUGAUAAACCUGAUCAAAGGGAAUCUGCUUCCCUCUGCUCUCAUCUGGAUCACCUCCAGACCUGCAGCAGCUGAUCAAAUCCCCCCUGAGUGUGUGGAUCGAGUCAUAGUGGUACGAGGGUUCAAUGACCCGCAGAAGGAGGAGUACUUCAGGAAGAGGAUCAGUGAUCAGAGCCUGGCCAAUAACAUCAUCACACACCUGAAGUCAUUAAGAAGCCUCUACAUCAUGUGUCACAUCCCAGUCUUCUGCUGGAUUUCAGCCACUGUUCUAGAGAGAAUGUUUUGUGAAGCAGAGAGUGGAGACAUCCCCAAGACUCUGACUCAAAUGUACACACACUUCCUCAUCAUUCAGACAAACAUCAUAAGAGAAAAAUACUCAAAGAAGCAGGAGAGUGAUGAAAAAAUGAUUCUUAAACUGGGACAACUGGCUUUUCAGCAGCUGAAGAGAGGGAACCUGAUCUUCUAUGAUGAAGACCUGAGAGAGUGUGGUAUUGAUGUGAGAGAAGCAGCAGUGUACUCAGGUGUGUGUACUCAGAUCUUCAAACAGGAGUUUGGGCUUCACCAGAGAAAAGUGUACUGCUUUGUUCAUCUGAGCAUUCAGGAGCAUCUCGCAGCUCUGCAUGUGCACAUGACCUUCAUGAAGGAGAAGAGAAAUGUUCUUAAACCGAAUCAGUACUCUAACAGGUGGAUGAAAAAAAAUACAAUCUCAGAUGUACACAAGAUUGCUGUAGAUCAGGCUUUAGAAAGUCAGACUGGACAUCUGGAUCUUUUCCUUCGCUUUCUUGUAGGUCUUUCACUGGAAUGCAAUCAGAAACUCUUACAUGUUUUAGUAACACAGACAGGAAGUAGCUCACAGAGCAUAAAGGAAACAGUUCAGUACAUUAAGCGGAAGAUAAGUGAAGAUCUUCCUUCAGAGAAAUCCAUCAAUCUGUUCCACUGUCUGAAUGAACUGGGUGAUAAUUCUCUAGUGGAGGAAAUCCAACACUACCUGAAAUCUGGAAAACAAAGUGAACUUUCUUCUUCACAGCUGUCUGCACUGGUGUUUGUGUUACUGACAUCAGCACAGGAGCUGGAUGAGUUUGAUCUGAGUAAAUAUUUCAGUACAGAUAAGAUAACAGAAGAUGUUGUUCUGAAGAUGAUGCCUGUGAUUGCAGAAUCCAGUAAAGCAAUUAUCAGCUGUGAUUCACUUGGAGUAAAAAGUUGGUCAUCUCUGGUCUCAGCACUCAGAUCAGAAACCUCCAAACUGAGAGAACUUCAUCUGACUGUGAAAACACUGGAUCUGUCUGGGAAUAAACUAGGAGUCUCAGGAGAGAAGAGUCUCUCUGCUGGACUGAAGAAUCUUCACUGUAAAGUGGAGACACUGAGGUUGUGGGGUUGUGGUGUCUCAGAUGAAACCUGUGCUGCUCUGACUUCAGUUCUGAGAUCAAACCCCUCACACCUGAGACACCUGAAUCUGUCCUAUAAUAAACUAGGAGACUCAGGAGUGAAGAUUCUCUCUGAUGUACUGGAGAAUCCUCACUGUAAACUGGAGACACUGAGGUUGUGUAAGUGUGGUGUCUCAGAUGAAGACUGUGCUGCUCUGACUUCAGCUCUGAGAUCAAACCCCUCACACCUGAGAUACCUGGAUCUGUCCUAUAAUAAACUAGGUGGCUCAGGAGUGAAGAUUCUUUCUGCUGUACUGAAGAAUCCUCACUGUAAACUGGAGACACUGAGGUUGCGUAAGUGUGCUGUCUCAGAUGAAGGCUGUGCUGCUCUGACUUCAGCUCUGAGAUCAAACCCCUCACACCUGAGACACCUGGAUCUGUCUGAUAAUAAUCUAGGAGUCUCAGGAAAGAAGCUGCUGUCUGAUCUUAAGGAUGAUACACAUUACAAACUACAGACGCUGAGCUGAGUAAUGACCUUUUAAUAAAAGUUCAACCUCAUUAUCCUUAGUUUGAACAUUUUCUUUAUUUUUAAUAAAUAUCAGAUUACCAGAUUAGAAAAUGUCACUUUAUUCUUUUAAUGUGAAAUUUUCUUACAAUUCUCUUUAAUGCUGUUUUGUGUUCAGUAAAGUGUGUUGAUGUAAAAUUCAUGUGAAGGCAGAAAACAGGGAUUCAGACAGUCUACAAAAAGUCACAAAUGAGUUCAUGAGAGUGAUUGUUAAUGAACAUUGUGUCUUCUGUCAUUCCUGUAAAAUUCACCUGAGUUUGUUCUUAAAGUCUGCACUUAAAUAUAAAUGUAGAACAAGAUCUAAAUGACACAGUAGUGUUUGUUAUUUAAAAAAGCUUCCGUGAUUGGAUUAGAACAGUAAUGUGAUGGGUAAAGAUCUACUCAUUAUUUUGUUAGAACUCAUUUAGUUCUAACACUUUAAACAAACUGAGAUGUGAGAAGUAUGUGUACGUGCACAAUGAAUCGGACUAAACACAAUUCUACACUGAGUGUAUAAUGACCUCUGAUCCCUGGAUAAAUUCCCUGGACAUCAAUCCCAAAAAAACUGAUGGAUUAUUUGGAGCAGCAGGUGAAAACCCACAUGAACUUCAACUGAACCCAGUCAGUGGACAUUUCAGGACAUUGGUGGAUUUCUCACCUGAUAGGAUUGGAAUUUAUCUGAGGAGUUUAUCUGAUGAAGCCCAUAGGAGACUCACUAUAAGUCACACUUUAUGCUCUGGGUAAUUAAUUUUCCAGUGAUGUUAUACUAAAUGUCAGAACUCUUCUAAUCAAAUUAAUGUUCCACAACUAACUGUUGUAUAAUGUAGUUUCAAUUGGUUGUGAUUUUACGGUUUGUGUGAUUUAUUAUUUGCUUAUUAUUGUAAUAUGAUUUACAUUUUUCUCAUGAUUUACAGUUAUAGCUAUUU